AUGAAUAAAGGGAAUUUGUUGAAGGACGAGACGGAGAAAGCCAUCGUCCACUUCAUCGUGUAUCUUAUAGGCGUCCUGCUCGUAUUAUGUGUGUACUACAACUACAUAAUCCUGAAGUACUAUUUUUACUCCCUCUUUUGGGCGUUUAUUGUUUCCAUCCCCUUGCACCAUGUGAAGGUAAAGCUGUCCGAGGUGCUACGGAAGAGAUUUCUGCGCAGAAAAAGGAAGACAAAAGGGGGAAGUGUAAAGAGAAGGGAGAGUGACGAUGUAAGCGAUACAGAAGUGGAUCAAGGGGUGAAGAUACCCCCCGGGGAGGAGGAACAGUUAUUGCAGGAACGGAACCCUCUGCAAUCGAUGGAGGCACGCAGUCAAUUCGAUCCGUGCACAAAAAAAGGCACCGUGAGUAAAUACGCAAAGUGCAAGGAGCCGGAAAAUUUUGAUAAGACAAAAAAGAGGUCUGAUUUUAUCACCCAGGGGAACGCAUCCAAUAAGUACAAAAAGAAGUUACAAAAACUUUUAAAGAACGUGAAAAAGGAAUUAGACAUUUAUGUGUACCUGUUCCAUCUGCUAAUUAAGCCUAUAUACAAAAGAGGAGAAAAAGGAGAAAAGAAGGAAAACUUCACUAACCAUUUGGAGAAUUAUGAACAGAGGAAUGCUAGCGAAAUAUAUUUCUUCAUUCUACACAGAUUGAUUCUGUUCUACAUUUUACGAGAAUUUUUUUUUAAAUACAAGGAGUUUUUAUUUACCAUUGGGGCCUUUAUUUAUUUUAUUUUUUUCUUUUAUAAAAUUCUUAAGGCUAUAUGGAUUGCCUAUUUUUAUUCUCAGAGUAGAAAAUAUUACACCAAAUGGUGUCGCCAUCUUUCUUUCGAUUACGUCUACUUCUACAAGCACCACAUGAAUGACCUCUUGACUGUCCUCAUCAUUAUCUUCUCCAUAAUUAUCUUCUCCGCCAUUUCCAUUUUAUUCAUUGUUAAUAUAUAUGGAGAAUCUCUUUACAUUAUCAACUCGAUAAAUGGAUACCUCUCCGCCAACUUCCGUAAUGCCGCCAUUUUUAAGAAUUUUCGAAAAUUCUACCACAAGCCGGGAAAAGGAGACAUAGAAGAUUUGUAUGAGCUCGUCAAUCUGAAUAAGGUGCCUUUCCUCAGUAACAAAACUUUGGCGUCCAUUUCUGGGCAUUUGAAAAGAGCAUUCGAUAUAUAUAAUCAUAUGUAUGAAAACACUUUUUUAAAGAAUGGGAUGCGACAUAUAAGCGCAUGUUGUUUGCCCCUACUUUUGGGAAGACUUGCCCUCCUGGUGGCAGGACCAGAUUUGUCUAGCAUUAAGAGGCAUAUUUUUCAUUUAUCGGCAGAAAAAAAGGACAGGAAAUUUUAUUUGCCAAAAAAUGGGGAAGAGUGCUCUGUGGAGGCUUGCCUAAAUGAGCUUGACGAUUCUCGUACUUCCUCCUUCAGUUUUAAGAAGUUGCUGCGCUCGCUGUCACAAUACAUUUUUUUAUUUUCCAGCCGGACGCGGGAUAGUGCGAGUGAAGAGGGAUCUACAUCGGUUUACUACUCUGGUGAUGGGAGAGGCCAUGGUGCCGCCAGACGCGACGUUUUUAAGACCAUAUUUGGGAUAUCCUCGGGGGGGAAUUCCGAAGCCAAUGAGCGCUGCAGCGCCGAACGGGGGGAAUACUGCGGGGGGGAUACCCCCAAAACGAGUGGAUGGAGUAACCCACAAGGUGAACAUAACAACGGAAAGCUGGACGGAUGGAGUAACCCACAAGGUGAACAUAACAACGGAAAGCUGGACGGAUGGAGUAACCCACAAGGUGAACAGAAUAAGGAGCAACCAGAGGGAUGGAGUACGCCCCUCCAGCACGCAACCGAGCUAUACGACCCCCAGAAGGAAAAAAACUUCAAGUUCAAGGAAUUCAUUGGCUACCUAAACAACCUGUUCUCCUCCAUAAAAAAAAUCGAAGACGUCGGAAAACUCACAAAGCAUUUAAUAUUUAACAACAGUUACGGGCUCAUAAAAAUAAUGCUUUUUUUCCUCCUCAUUUUUUUUAAUUUUUUUAUGUACACAUUUGAUGCAAUUAUUCAAGGGAUCAUUUUCUUCACAGCUUUGUAUUAUUUAAUUUCUUCGAAGAAAUCUGCGCUGAGUUAUGUGAACGAUAUUUUACUGGUGGUGGAUCCGUCUAGCAUAUUUUUCUAUAACAUCACAAUGAAUUUGAAGGCCAUUAUUACAUGCACCUUAAAGAGGGUGUACUUUUACACGCUAUACAUUUGGUUAGUCUUUUCCUUUUUUGAGUUUCCAAUAAUUUAUGUGCCAACAUUAGGUUGCAUUAUCCUAUCCCUCAUUCCGAUAAUAUCUCCCGAAAUCGUAAUCCUCGUGAUUGUUGUCCAUCUUUGGAUUAUCCAGAAGAGGAAAAUCAUGUCCUCACUACUUUUUGCAAUUAAUUUUUUUGUUUAUCUUUAUUUCACCACGAGCAUAUACGCAGAGAUUCCCCACACGCAUGCGUGGUUGGUUUCUUUGUCGCUCUUCCUGUCCAUCAGCACCUUUGGAUCCAAGGGCCUCAUUUUGGGUCCCCUCAUCGGAUCCAUUCCCCUCAUUCUACACCAGAUUGCUAUGAACAAGAACAGAUCCACGAAGGGAAAGAAGCGCAAGCGAAAAAGCAGGGCGGAAAAAAGUGCAGCGUGCACACACAGCGAACACAGAUCGAGCAAUUCGCAAAAUAGGAAAGAUGUCCAGGAUGAGUACGGAGAGAUCGAUCCACCAGAUGGGGAAAUAUCAACCCCAAGCGUGUCCCAAAAGUACACACCCAGAAUAAAGUGUCUCCACGUCAAGAGGAAUACUAAAGAAGAUCCAACCGUAGAUACAAAUGUUCCUCACACAUUGAGCCAGGAAGUUUCUCCAAAUGGAAUCUCUCAAAUGGAACGAAGGAAAACACUUUUAUGGAAAAACAAACUUAGCAAUCUCUACAAGAUAAUCGAAAUAAAUAAAAAUUACAUCGACUCGUAUGAAAGGCAUAUGCGCAGAAGCAGCUGCAGGCAGUGCAUGCAAAAUUUCAUUCAAAAUGAGUCCCUAAAUGAGGAGCAUCCUGGAUCCUACCUAGAUCUCCUACAAACAGAGGAGAACAAAUUAGCCCUUUAUAUUUACAAGCGAGAUAGAGGUAAUAAAUGGGAUAGAAAAAACAACCACAAUCAUUUUUCCAAAAGGGAAAGGAAGGGUCGCUUUAAGCAUCACGUUCCUUGCAGAAGAGUUAGAAGACUAGGCAGUCUGUGCGAUAAUAUCCAGAACAAUAUAAGUCAUUUGUUCAAGUAUAUAACAAGUGACUCUUAA
Messenger RNA from Plasmodium knowlesi strain H, 3315 nucleotides. RefSeq names its product conserved Plasmodium protein, unknown function. The record is from RefSeq and is a predicted model, not a curated record. The transcript is spliced from 3 exons. Lineage: Eukaryota; Apicomplexa; Aconoidasida; Haemosporida; Plasmodiidae. Bases 1 to 3315 code for a protein of 1104 amino acids.